Pocillopora verrucosa is the source of this 1773-nucleotide messenger RNA. Lineage: Eukaryota; Metazoa; Cnidaria; Anthozoa; Scleractinia; Pocilloporidae. The record is from RefSeq and is a predicted model, not a curated record.
AUGUCGCGUCCUGUAUUUGCUGCAAAGAAGCCUAGGGCACGGUUUUUCAAAAACCAGUAUGAGCGCUUUAGAAUGAUCAGUUCAAGAAUGUUUCGCAUUCAUCUCGUCAUUGGGUGUUUUAAUGUGCUGUGUUCUGGACAAGACAUUCCUCAAGAACCACCGACUCUUAUAACUAAUCACAGAGAAACGCUUGCCGACCUAACGAUAACUGGCCAGGAUUGUUUUUCACCUUUGGGAAUGGAAGAUGGAGGUAUCAGAGAUAUAGAUAUUCGUGCUACGUCUUCUUUGAAUGCAAGUGCUAGUGCUAUUCAUGGUAGACUGAAUCAUACAGGAGGCUAUGGGGGGUGGUGCCCUGAUCAGCAGCCGUAUUAUAAUGGUACAGAUUCUAUCCAUAAGGAGUUUAUUCAAGUCGAAUUUCCCAGGCCCUUUCGAAUUAAAGGCAUAAUAACACAGCCCCGCGCUCGAGGUGUGGAAGGGAUUCGGAGCUUCUUGGUUUCGUACAGACAAGAUCAAGAAAACAAUGAAGCGUUUGCUUGGUUGUAUGAUGGAAGAUCACACAAGCUUAGGCGGGUCUUUGAAGGAAAUAGCCUCUCGGAGUUGAAACCUCCACUUGUAGCUGACGGAAUAAGAAUUAUACCUGAAAUAUUUCCUCGCAGACAGGUGUGCCUCAGGUUUGAGCUUCUUGGCUGUCAAAUUGAAAGCGCGAUUGUCAAGUACGAGAUGCUUCAAGGUAACUCCCUGGACGGGAGAUACAACUUCACUGAUUCAAGCUAUGAUGGUUUGACUGAAGGCCGCUUUCUAUUCUCUGGAUUGGGAAUGCUUACUGAUGGACGAUUGGCCAGUGAAAAUCUUACAGUAAAUAAUCGAUUGGGUUGGAUUGGCUGGAAUAUGAAAGAGACCCCUAAACCUUACAUAAUAUUUGAUUUUUUGAACAAAAGAAUCUUCACUUCAGCUACUUUCCAUUGUAACGUCAAAGACCAGACACACAUCGAGUUGUUUUCCAGAGUUGAAAUGAGGUUUGAUAAGACAAUGUCGAAUGGUUCUCCACCUGAUCUCAUGCAAGAACUCAAGGAAAUUUCCAUUCCAUCAUCAUCACCAUCGAUAAACCGCAAUGUUACAGUUGACCUGUGCCGCCGUGUCGGGAAGUCUGUAAGGUUCAACUUUACCUACAGAGGACAAUGGAUAUUAAUCAGCGAAGUUAUCUUCAACUCAGAGCCACUGGGAGGAAGGUCUCCUCCAGCAGUUUAUUGUGUUCCAAGUACUACACACCCUCGAUACACAAGUAGCACCUCGGAAUACAGUGCAAGUGCUAUUAGUAGCACCACAUCAACUGGAACCACCGUCGCUCUAUCGGCCAAGGGACCUGACUGGGUGAUAUUAAUCUCAUCUCUGACAGUGCUCUUCGUCAUUGUAGUAAUCCUCGGUAUUGCUUGGUCAUUCCGACGGAAGAGACGCCAGAAAAAAGAUACGGAAGAACCUGCCCGAAAUGAUUAUGAAGAAAUUGAGCUGUCUCCACCUGCGAUGAUGGUGCCUAGCGACCGUGCCCAGACUCCUGUAUAUGCCCAAGUGUCAAGCGCUUGUUCCUACAGCUACACACACCCGUACACGCCAAUAAAGACAAAUAAUGGGAAAGAACACGAGUACGUCAAUCAGAUAAAGACUGCGGACUACGAAAAUACGUAUAUGCCUCUCACUAAUCUUAAGAUGUCAACAGAAGAUUCUCGUGCAUAUGCAUCGCUUUUGCCGUCUAAAGAGGAAGAGAACAACCUUUAG